Octodon degus (degu) is the source of this 3291-nucleotide messenger RNA. RefSeq names its product LY6/PLAUR domain containing 6 (gene Lypd6). Gene Ontology annotation, biological process: positive regulation of canonical Wnt signaling pathway. The transcript has 6 exons. The coding region runs from base 221 to 736 and encodes 171 amino acids. Gene Ontology annotation, molecular function: acetylcholine receptor inhibitor activity. The record is from RefSeq and is a predicted model, not a curated record. NCBI's taxonomy places the organism in Eukaryota, Metazoa, Chordata, Mammalia, Rodentia, Octodontidae.
GCACACUCCGGGGCGCUGCAGUGUUUGUGGGAUGGGGCGGCCGGGACCCGCGCGCAGCCCGGAAGUGCCUAUUGUCCUGGCAUUAAUUAAAUCCACAGUGUUGUGCAACCAUCACCACCGUUCAAGACGCUGUCAUUGCCCCAAGUCUAGUGCAAGCGCUCUCCCAUCGCCUAGAGCCCCCGCUCUGGGGCCCUCUGUAUGAGCGACGCGUCAGCCUGCCAUGGAACCUGGCCCUGCGCUGGCCUGGCUUCUGCUCCUGAGCCUGCUGGCUGACUGUCUGAAGGCUGCUCAGUCCCGAGACUUCACAGUGAAAGACAUUGUCUAUCUCCACCCAUCAACUACCCCGUAUCCUGGUGGGUUUAAGUGCUUCACCUGUGAAAAGGCAGCAGACAAUUAUGAAUGCAACCGCUGGGCUCCUGAUGUCUACUGUCCCCGAGAGACCCGUUACUGCUUCACUCAGCACACGAUGGAAGUCACAGGAAACAGCAUCUCAGUCACCAAACGCUGUGUCCCACUGGAAGAAUGCUUGUCCACUGGCUGCAGAGACUCAGAGCAUGAAGGCCACAAGGUCUGCACCUCUUGCUGCGAAGGAAACAUCUGUAACUUGCCACUUCCUCGAAAUGAAACUGAUGCCACAUUUGCCACGACAUCCCCUAUAAAUCAGACAAAUGGACAUCUACAUUGCAUGUCAGUGAUAGUGUCCUGCUUGUGCGUGUGGUUAGGAUUCACGUUAUAGCAGCCCGGCAGCACCGUACACAGCCGUGGUCCUUGGGAUCUUGAUGGUCCACCACCACGCAUGAGUCCCCGGCCUGACAGUUGUUACAUGUGUGAGAACGCUAUGCUCAUGGAGUCCACGGAAGCCACGCGUUACCAUUAGCAUAACCACAAAGACCAAGAGUUGUUUCAGUGCCGUCAUUUCAAGUUGAAACAAGACCCCAUUGAAACUAGCCUGCCUGCAGUAGAAACACUGAAUUCUGUACCACAAACCUUUGUUUUCAUUUCAGAAGAUAUUUAUUGUGAUCUGAGGUUCUUAAUUUAGAAUUCAUGCAUGAGCAGCAGGAGGUCCUGGUAUCCUUUUAGAUGUCAGAAAUAUGUUAUAUAGACACAUGCUUUUUUUUCAGAAGAAAGAUACAGAACCACUGAUUUAAUUGCAAUGGCUUGUUCCCUUAUAGCUUUAGUAGUUUAAAACUUCAAGUCCCAAAGGAAUGGACUGUUUCCUUUGAGAUUCUGGCUGAGUCCUUGGAAGAAUAGUAAACAACUUGUUCCAUUUAAUUUUCUUAGCUUUCUCUCAUUGCUAAGAAUCAUAUUUUCUGUGCUCCAUGUAGAAGGUUAAAAAGGCAAUGGUAAAAUCUUGGUGUAUUUGUGGGGCUGGCUAGAGAAGGAUUUUCCCGGACUUAAUGAAAUGGACAUCCAUAAAGUGGCUAUGUUUAGCCCCUCUCAUGCAACUGAAGAGAUUAGUUUUGACAUGUGGCCUAACUGCUGUAUGAGCCUCCAUUCCACCUGGGACAUUGCUGUUCAAAGAGUCCCAAAUUCCAGGGGGUCAUUUCUCCAGGUACUGGGUUCUGUUCGAGGGUGACUAAUGUAGACAGACACUUCUGGAAUGAAAGGAGGAUUGUGGAGGUCUGCCCAAGUUGCAGCCUCUUCCUCCAGGGCUGCAACUGUCAAAGAGCCCUCUCCUUUCGAAUUCCCAGUGGCUUCAGGGAGAAUGCGCUGCGUUAAAUUGCCUCCAUGUCGAUAGAGAAAAACAGCACAAGAUAGAAGGAUGGGAAAAGGUGUUUGUGAGGCUAGUAAGGAAACCCGGUGAGAAGUUUUUGUUUCUUUUAGAUAUUGCUUUGGAAGUAGUAGAUAGAUUCUUCACAUCCACCUAUAUUUUUGGCACUCAAAGUUAUUUUUCUUCUUAUAAAUCCUUUAAACAGUAUUUAUUUUUGUAUGGCAUAACUGGAACUAAAAUGUAUUCUAAAUAUUCUUUAUUCUGAAAAAAGAUCAAAUUAGAAUACUUAUUUUUCAAUGGCGGUAGAGGUAGAGCUUGUAAUAUAUGUUCAUGGAAAGUUAUCUCUAACACCAGUGUUGAAAAAGUUAUUGUGAGCAAGAACAAUAUGUUUGCCUCAAGAGUUUUGCUCACGGUUUCCUCGGUGAUAUUGUUUCAGGAAUAUUCAAGUGGAGACCAUCACUGGUCAGAAUUUCAGUGCAGGGUUAAGAGGAUCUAUGGAUCUAGGUGGAGCCAGGGGUGAUAAAAGAGAACAAUGUCAUUAGAACCAUCUGACCUGCACAGGAAACUGUCCCUGGCUCAUAAAAUGAGAUCCCUUCAUGGACCAAAUAGGAUGAAAUACCAGUCUCUCUGAUUCAGAGUCAUCUAAAUUGUAUUACAUAGCCUUAAUUCAUAGUUAGGUAGGCUGUUAAUUUGUUACUUAUAAUUGGAGAUGGGAGGGUAGAGAGAGACAAAACAAGACAUUUAUUAAGCACCUCCUAUGUGCCAGGCACUCUGCUAAGCACUUUACAUAGUUAGGUCAUUUAAUCUCUACAAGAACUCUAUAAAGAAUAUUGUAUUUAUAAUCUACAAAUGAAGGUACUAAGGCUCAGAGAAGCUCAGUGGGUGAAGCCCUUUCCUUCAGAUACAGGUACUGUGAAAUGAAGCAGGAUUGAAAAGGAAAGUGGAAUUAUCUUCCUAGGCAAACUUCCAGACCUCACAGCUUGGGAAUUUGUUUAUCUAAUAGCAUGGAGUUGAUCUCAUCCUGCUUUUGUAGGAUGCCAUUUGCAUGUGUCCCCACAUGAUGUCUUCUCUUUGGGAAGCGAGGGUAUAGUUUUCUUAUUCAUCCCUCUUGCUACAAGAGGAGACAGUUGGUGGUGCAUCACAGGAUGCUAGCAGACAACGAGAGUCUGACGUUGUACAUGUCUACAAGUACCAUUUUUGUGCAUGCUUAUGCUCUACUGACAUUUUCUAAGUACUGCAUGCAGUUCUGAGUAGGAGGCAAGGUGACCCCUCAGAGCUUCCCUGGCAGGAUGUGGGCUCAGGGCUAUGAUGGUAAACACCCUUCAAAGUGACUUUGUAAAAAUUCUCUUGAAAUGGUUUGCUUACCAUCCCCAGGCCUCAAGGAGCCAAGGAAGGGCCAUUCAUGUAAAAGAUCCAGGACUUCUCAGCCAUCUGACUUUUCUACCACAUCAAACUUUCUUUUAAGUCUCACCAUUGGUGACAGUUCAAAGUGCUAAGAGCCAUGAUAUGUAUAUUAACCUAUGUGCCACGUAUUUAUUUUUACACUCCCUUCAACAUUCAUGUCAAUAUGACAUUGAUAU